Momordica charantia (bitter melon) is the source of this 663-nucleotide messenger RNA. RefSeq names its product thioredoxin 2 (gene TRX2). The record is from RefSeq and is a predicted model, not a curated record. NCBI's taxonomy places the organism in Eukaryota, Viridiplantae, Streptophyta, Magnoliopsida, Cucurbitales, Cucurbitaceae.
UUUCUUGGGCGAGAGAGAGAGAGAGAGAGAGAGAGAGAGAGAGAGAGAGAGAAACAAAGAAUGGGAGCUUUUCUAUCGAAGAUCGGAGCUUUUCUAUCAAGCUUGUACGGCCCCCCGGCGGCGAGCGACGAUGCUGCGUCGUCGGAACCAUCGUCGGUGCUGUCUUUCCACUCUUCCGCCAGAUGGCAACUCCACUUCAAUUCUGCGCAGGAUUCCUCCAAGCUCAUGGUGAUUGAUUUCUCCGCGACUUGGUGUGGACCCUGUAGGCUCAUGGAGCCGUCCUUCAACGCCAUGGCCAACAAAUACACCGAUGUCGAGUUCGUCAAAAUUGAUGUCGAUGAGUUAUCUGAUGUAGCACAAGAUUUUGGAGUUCAAGCGAUGCCAACAUUUGUGUUGCUGAGGAGAGGGAAGGUAGUGGAUACAGUGGUUGGAGCCCGUAAGGAAGAGCUGGAGAAGAAGAUUCAGAGGCACCGAUCUUAAAUUCAAAAAAACUCAGUAAUAAGUUCUCUCCUUUUCACUCUUCUUCCAUUUUUUUUCUUGUGUAAACACAUGAAAAUUAUCUACACUCUAACUUGGUCACUGACUUGAAUUAACAUAUGUUUCAUAAGCUCCAACCUUGUUCUUCUUUGAUGAGCUCAAUCUAUCUUCUCUUCUCUUAUGAUA